Molecule: messenger RNA, 1175 nt
Organism: Amblyraja radiata (thorny skate)
Lineage: Eukaryota; Metazoa; Chordata; Chondrichthyes; Rajiformes; Rajidae
Gene: ropn1l
Product: rhophilin associated tail protein 1-like
Exons: 6
Coding region: 221-895 (224 amino acids)
Source: RefSeq, a predicted model, not a curated record
CGCUGUGACGAGGGUCGCCUAGCAACCGCCGCCCGGUCUGGGCAGAGCGGCCAGGCCUGAGGCCCGAGGCGGCAGCAGCAGCAGCGGCAGCAGGAGGCUGUCAGUGUGGACAGCGAGCGGCGCCACCGAGGGGGUGACCCAGCCAGUGCAUCAAUAAAAAAACAACACAAGUCCCUGCAAUCAGUUCCAAUAAACGACAGCAACAUCAGCGGAUGCAAUCAUGCCUCUCCCUGAUGUUAUGUUCUCCGCUCAGCAGAUUGAAAUCCCCCCUGAGUUUCCUGACAUUUUAAAACAGUUUACGAAGGCUGCUAUCCGUACCCAGCCACACGAUGUUCUUCAAUGGUCUGCUGCAUAUUUUGCAGCUUUGUCUAAAGGUGAAACACUUCCGGUGAAAGAACGGUUUGAAAUGCCAGUGGCAACACAGAAAAAUGACACUGGCCUUACACCGGGACUUCUGAAGAUUCUGCACAAUCAGCUAUCUCAAAAGAAUUUUGUUCCAGAGUUCAAGUUGGUAGAAAAAUGGAAAGAUUUGGGUCUGCCAAUGGAGCGGCUGAAAAACAUUCUACGAUUGGGCAAAUUUGAAUUCGAGAUUGAAUGGCUGAAAUUCCUGGCACUUGCUUGCAGUGAUUUGGGUGGGUCGCUCUUCAUUGCCUUGAAAUACGUCUGUGAAAUUCUAACGACUGACCCACCGGGUGGUGCUGCUCACAUUAAAAUUGAAACCUUCACUUACAUUUUCACCUACCUGGCAAAGAUGGAUGGGGAGUUUACAGAAGAAAAAAUUGAAGAAAUACUUAUAACCUUAGAGGAAGAUGUAGAAAAACAAGGUGGAUUGAUACAACCCAGAAAUUUCAAACACUUGCAAGUUAAUCCAAAGAAAAAUGAAAUACCUCAAUAAAACACCUGAAGUGUCUAAAAGUAGAACGUAUCACAGAAAACAAGCAACAUCUUUCUUACAAUCUUUUACGAUAAUUUGAUAAUGCUUAAUAAAAUACAUGUUUUCCAAAGGUGUUUGUUUUUGUACUACUCGCUUAAUAUUGUGGUUUAAAAGUAUUUGUUGGAAAGUAUUUCAGGACAUUCUGAGGAUUUUUUAAAGAAGAUAACAAUGCAAAUAUUUGAUAUUGCCUCCAUUUGAGGGAUUCCAAAACAAAUGACCAUAACUGUAAGAUAGCCACGGG